CCUCACCGCCGUGGUCACUCUGAUGCUUCCCCCGAACAACCGAAGAAGCUGUGCAGGACUGCUAAUCCCUCUACCACCGGGUCUUGCUUUCUAUUCAGUGCGUCCUCACUCGGGAUCCAGUUUAAGAAUUCCCGCCUACGGCGUCUUCAAAAAUGCAAACCACCGGCCCCAGCAUGCUUUGCGCUUCCGCCGUACAAAAACAUGGCGGCGCCCACGGCUCCACCCUAAUCCCAGCAUGCACCGCAGAGUCGGUCCGGCCAUUCAGAUCAUCAAGAAGAUGGCAGGCUCUGGCGCGGAGCCGCAGAUCCUUGUACAGUACUUAGUGUUACGCAAGGAUCUAUCUCAGCCUCCUUUUUCCUGGCCCACGGGCGCACUGGUAGCGCAGGCUUGUCACGCCGCCACCGCAGCCUUGCACCUUCACCGAGACCAUCCGUACACAGCGGCUUAUCUCCAGGAGCUGGGGCGCAUGCGCAAGGUGGUUCUCGAGGCUGCUGAUGAGACCACCUUGAAGGAGCUGGCAGAGGCCCUGCAGCAGAAAAACAUCGACCACAUGCUAUGGCUUGAGCAGCCAGAGAAUAUUGCCACAUGCAUCGCCCUCAGGCCAUAUCCCAAGGAAGAAGUGAGCCAAUAUUUGAAGAAGUUCCGAUUGUUCAAAUGACUGCUGUUCUGGUAGAAUUGGAUGUCAGUUGGGUCUGGGAGCCAAAUGGCCUCCAUCCGGAUGAUUAUGGACUCCUUUUAAUGUUGAUGUGCUCUUCCCUUCCAGUUAUAAUGGUUUCUUAAGAGCCAGCCCAAAUUCAAAUUAAAGCCGUCAUUAACUAGUA
Molecule: messenger RNA, 821 nt
Organism: Cricetulus griseus (Chinese hamster)
Lineage: Eukaryota; Metazoa; Chordata; Mammalia; Rodentia; Cricetidae
Source: RefSeq, a predicted model, not a curated record